GUUAAAUUUGAUUUACUUAUUGAAGAAUACGCCUGCUUUCAAUAUUCAACAAUCGAUGAUGUCCCAAACAUCAGUUGGAGCUUCAGGUCACAUGUCCCAUCCUUUUAGCCCAAUGUCCCACCCAUGGGGACUUAACAGUCCUCAAACCCAUCUUUUACAACGGAAUGCCGCGCUACAUAACCAAGGAAUGUCCAAGUCCUUGAGCUGGACAGACGGAGACCCAUCCACCUCUACACCAACUCAUCCUUCUCAUCAGAGACGUAGUUCCCCUUGCCCUAGUCCUAGUUCUCCUUCAUCUCUUGGAGGGAUAAUUUCUCCACCCCCACCCUCACUUAGGAGUUCAGUUUCUAGCUAUAGUUUAGGAUCUGGUAAAGGAAGAAAAGUAAUGCCUAAAGUUGACAACGAAAGUCUGAUUGAUUUAGAUAUUGACGAGAAAGAUAAAACUACCGUGUCAGUUCUAGAGGAAUUUGAUCCAUUAAUAGAACACAAGGAGGAUGAGGAUGAACUGUACUGGACCAGCAGGGAGAGUACAAACAGUACAAGCUUCUACGAUUCAUAUGAUCCUUUCUCAUACAUGGCGGACAGGGCUGCAGAGGAGAUAUCUUCGCCAACAACGGCGGAGGCAGCUGAUGAGGCGGAUACUGAUUUACCUGCCCUACCUCCCAAACAUAAAAAAAUUGGAAUUGUGCGUCCCCUACCAGAGGUUUCGGCGGCGGAGCUGAGUCGUAGGAAAACUGUUGCACGAAACUACGAAAAUAUUGUCAAAGAAGAUGCUACAUUUUUUAAAGGAAUAGGAGUGGCCAAGACGCGGUCCGUGGCUCGGGAUGCCGAAGUUUUAGCUUUUACUGAUAUGGUCCGACAAAUUCGAUCUAAAUAUGAAUAUUCAAAUCUACUCACUAAUCCAGGUCUUGUUCUCGCCGCUAGGCUAGAGGCAAAAUAUCCUGAAUCAACUGAACUUAAACUAGUCGUCUUCCCUAAACUGGUUAACAAUCUGUUAGAACCCAGUACACCUGUACUCUUUACUGCAAAUGUUCUCACUGAACUCGAUCAAAUCAUCGCAAAAGUCGCAAUAGAACUGGAUUUGAAUAUGGACAAUUGCAGCGAUUUUGUUCUUCAGGUGCAGGGUAAAGCGGAAUAUUUACAGGGUGGAUCUCUAGACCAAUAUGAAUAUGUUCAUCAUUGCUACAAAUAUGACAGAGACGUGAAGUUGACCCUGGUGCACAAGGAUCUAGUUGACCGGGGGCUGGCAAGGUCAGAAGAAGACGACAUUGAAGAUUCAGAACUUAGUUAUGAUCAGAUUAGUCCUCUGGAUAAGGCGAAGACAUUAAGCCACGAAGACCUGAAGACCUUACUGGAGUUCCUCCAGAAGGAAGCGGAGAGGAUCACCAACACGGCUAGAACUCUGGUUAACUGUACUGAAAAGAAUGUUAUACAAUCCCUGAAUCCCAGGGGUAUGCUGCAAGCUGUGAAGGCGGUUUGUGCCAAGCUGGGUUCUGUGGAAACUAUAGAUUUAUCUGAAGCACUUGAGAAGUUUAAACAGGCUUGUGUUAAAUAUGACUGUAUGAAGGGAAAUGAAGAUCCUGCAGGCAAGCUGAGACCAGAAAUAGUGGAGGUUGUCGGUGAAAGGUACGCCAUGGUGACCUUCAAGAAGGUUGCCUCGGAAGGGUUUAUGCAGAACGCAGAGGACAUCAAGCACUGUCUCAAGGCAAUCACGGAGAAGGUUUACAGUCUUAUCAGAACAUACUCAAGAACAUUCAGGGUUGACUUCAGUCUAGAGGAGAUUGACACCUUGUUUCCAGGAGAACUCAAGGACAGCUCAAGUGUUAAAGAAACCCUUCUAGCUCGGAUUGGAUGCGUUCAUCGUCUUAAUCCAAGUUGGGAGUUUCUAGACUAUCGACUUGAUCUCAGAGUUUACCAUGGAACCAUGCUUAUCAGAGAAGCACAUUCUUCAACAUUUCAGAAACCGGAGCAUAGUCACCAACAGUUGCACAGCACGGUAACCUUCAAUACUUGGAUAGAUGUCAAAUCCUUACCAGUCUCUAUCAUACCAUUAGAGGCAAGGUUGGUAAUGAACUUAGUAGGGAGAAGAAAGGAUCCUGAGAACAAGGAAGCUGAUAUAGAAAUGGAGAUUGGAUGGACUGCUAUACAGAUGUAUUCUAUUGAUAAACAUCUAUCCCAGGGUUCCUAUUUAUUGGCUCUUUGGCCAAUGGAGGUUACCCAGCAGAUAGGACCCGCUCCUGAUUCAUCUAGUCAUCCACAGGCUGAUAGUUGUCCUCUCCUGAGCUUAGAACUACUAGAUCUCGGAGGCCCGGUUGUAUAUCCUGACCUAGAUCCUAGACUUCCACAGUCACAGGAUACUACACUAGACUGCCUAGACUUCAAUACCAGAGAACAGCUAGUGAGUUUAUGUGAACAAGAUAUUCUAACAUUUUACAAGCGGUCAACCCUGGAGAGAGAAAUCCUUUGGGAGAAGAGAUUCUAUCUCAGGAAUACCCCAGGGGCUCUUCCUAAAGUUCUUCUCUCAGUCCAGAGCUGGGAUCCGGAUACGUUGAAGGAUCUUUAUGGAUUAUUGAAUACUUGGCCGAAACCAGAUAUUGCAGACACCUUACAGCUGUUCUUACCAAUAUUCCCUGACUCUGAAGUACGAAGACGAGCUGUAGAAUGGUUGGAGGAGGAGACCACAGACAGGAAACAGAAUCAAACCAAUCAAUCAGUUUAAAAAGUGGCGGUGAAA
Eurytemora carolleeae is the source of this 2734-nucleotide messenger RNA. RefSeq names its product phosphatidylinositol 4-phosphate 3-kinase C2 domain-containing subunit beta. NCBI's taxonomy places the organism in Eukaryota, Metazoa, Arthropoda, Copepoda, Calanoida, Temoridae. Gene Ontology annotation, biological process: phosphatidylinositol-mediated signaling; phosphatidylinositol 3-kinase/protein kinase B signal transduction; cell migration. The record is from RefSeq and is a predicted model, not a curated record. Gene Ontology annotation, molecular function: 1-phosphatidylinositol-3-kinase activity; 1-phosphatidylinositol-4-phosphate 3-kinase activity. The transcript is spliced from 28 exons. The coding region runs from base 56 to 2719 and encodes 887 amino acids. Gene Ontology annotation, cellular component: cytoplasm; phosphatidylinositol 3-kinase complex; plasma membrane.